This is a messenger RNA of Oikopleura dioica, 327 nucleotides long. The record is from the annotation of a GenBank genome assembly. NCBI's taxonomy places the organism in Eukaryota, Metazoa, Chordata, Appendicularia, Copelata, Oikopleuridae.
AUGCUUGCCACAGACAUUGCCUAUUUUUGUGUGCGCCAGGGACUUCCUUUCCGCGUGUCGCACGAGAUCGCUGGCGAAGUAGUCGCCCUGGCUGAAAACAAGAACACCGUGAUCGAUCAAUUACCAGCGGAAGAAAUAGCCGCACUAAAUCCCAUCUUUGGCGAUGGUUCAGGAGUGGUUGAACUUCUAUCAGAUAAGAGACGAUCAAUUGAGCAGUACACAAGCAUAGGCGGAACUGCUCCCGAGGCAACAAGAAAAGACAUUGCAGAAAUAAGAAGACUCGUCGACUCAUAUUCCCAAAAUGAAAUCACUCGGUCACAGCUUUAA